Messenger RNA from Amoebophrya sp. A120, 6298 nucleotides. NCBI's taxonomy places the organism in Eukaryota, Dinophyceae, Syndiniales, Amoebophryaceae. The record is from the annotation of a GenBank genome assembly.
UUCGUCUGUCGUGCGAAUUGUUGCGGAGCGUCAAUGAUACCGUCUGAUUAAAAUUCUUUACCCAAAACCAGAAUCGAAGAGCAACAGAGAUUGAUUGGUAAGCGUGGUAUCGCUCGUCGAGUAAGUACUCGCAUACACCAGGAACUAAAAAAGUAUACACAACACAGUAAGUUGUAAACGAGUUGUGUCCUGAUACGUAUACUCGAGAACAUGAACAAAGAGAAUAGAGACGGACCAAACGAGAUCAUAGAUGAGAAUAACAGAACAAAUACACUUGUCGAUGAAGAGAUGUGAACAUGUCAAGUUUAUCAUCGUUUUAGAGUAUUUGAGACCGUCGGUCAACGAGAAAAUUGUGGCCCCGUACCACGUACACGUACGGAGAAACAAACAUAAGGAAUAUCUAGAAGUAGGAGUACUCCUUCUACGUUACUACAAGUCGUCGACAACAAUUUCAUACGAGAACACGCUGCGAUUCUUCACAAACACAAAUUCUCUGUAAUUAUUUUGAUUCCUUUCCUAGGAAAUAAACAACAAGAGGAGCCCGAAUGAAAGAAAAGAAUAAGAAAUAGAAACGUCGCCCCAAGACGCCUCAACACGACCCGUACUUAUUAUCACCACUUGAUCGACGGUUCACGACCCAGCAGGGCGGGGGAAAGUCAAAAAUGGUGGAACAAUCUCCGAAACAAGCUACAAAGGCGAAAACAAGGGAGGCCGCGGCGCAAGCUUCGUCCUCUACUUCCAAUGAGAUGAAACAAGACCAGCAGAAGGAGAUGCUGGAGAAAAAGGAGGCUAUUUCCAGCAGCCGCACGCGGGCGUACAAAGAUUCAUUGAAGGCGAUGAAACAGAACAACUACAGUGGGUUGGCGUCGGCGGUGGACAACGAUGACGGCGUGCCGGCCCAUUACCCGGUGAUAUGCAUUGCAAAAAUAAUAUCGCAUGGUCGGAAUUAAAAUUAUAAGAAUUGAUCACACGGAUAAUUCGUGUGGCAGAUUGAAACUUUUGAAAGUCAUGGAGAAAUAGCAUUUGUCAGCUGAGCAUUUACUACUUGCACAAGCAAGUACAUCUUUCACGCAGUGUACUUGCAAUUAUUUCGACGAGUGCGAUACUUUUGCUGUGCAUAGGUUAGCAGUGGGGGCAACACCUACGCGAGUAUCUUCGGCUCCCAGGAUUCCACCGCGUACAGUGGGUCUACCACCUCUACCCUGGAUUCCGCGGGCUAUGCGACCUCGGCCGCGGCCAGCGUGACGGGGCCCUUGCCGCCACUCGCGCCGGGUUCUAGUACCGCAGGACCUGCCGCAGGCGGGUUGCACCACCAGGGCGGGGGUCAACAUGGUCAACAUCCACAACAUGGUGGACCAACUGGUAGCCAUGGUGCUGCGAACAACCUUCCGUACGGUUGCAACCCCUACCACGGCCAGGACGUGAACCACGCCGCUGUGGCAAGUUACGCACAACAGAUGGCAGUCGCCGCGGCCAUGCAGAACUACUACAGUGCGGCCGGCCAUGCGCACGCCGCGGCGGCGGCGAGUAAUCCGCUCGGGAUGAAUCACGGUGCGAACACCUUCAAUCCCGGCCCGAACGGCUUGAUGCCGCCCUCGAUACUGGAUCAUCAACAUCAGAGCAACCCGUUAGCCGGCCCCGGCGGACCACCCGGUGCAGUGGCGGCCAACGGAUUCCACCCCCAGAUGCCGAACCCGUACCAUGCCGCGGGUGCCUACGGGCUGAGUGCGGCGAUGCAUGGAUUUGGUUUUCCGAAUGCGUACCAACAGGCGUACCAGCAGCAGCAGAACAGCUUUCUCACCGCCGCCGCGCAGGCCCACGCGGCCGCGCAGGCACAGGCUGCUGCCGCCGCGGCAGCGGCAGCCUCGAACAACCACGGUGGAUCUAGUUCUGCGGGGACCGGCGGCGCGCCGCAGACGCCGGGCAGCAAUGCGGGCGGUCUGCCACAGAUGCCGCAGUACGUACCCGUCCCGGUUCCAGUCCCGGUCCCGGUGACCCAGAUCCACCAACUCCCCGAAUACGAACUGGAGAAACUGAUACUGUCGAAGCGGUACAACAAACAGCGCAUGCUGGCGGCGGCGAGCGCGAGUAAGUUCUGGGCGGCCGGGGCAGGCGUGUACAACAACGGCCCUGGUGCGGCGAACAAGGAGAAUCUGAAUCAGGCCAUGCUAGGGGGCAACCGCCUGGAUUACACGCAGAUGCGGGGAGGCGGUGCAGGAAAGGGCGGUGGACUCGUCGACAGGGACAACAUCUGGAACAAUUUUAACCCGCCGAAGCAGCACGCGGCCGGCCCGGGGCCGCAGCAGAACGCAAAAAUGAAAAUGUACGGACAGGAUAUCGGCUCGCAACUAUCCAGUGCCAGCACCACACCAGGUGAGGACAUUGUUUCUUUUUUCGAAUAUGUUUAUUGGGUGGUUUACUUUUUUGUGACGUAGACGCCAGACCACCAGCACCUCCACCUUACUCUGUUCAAGAUUCAUGUAUGAUGAUGAGACAAACGUACGAGCUGGGACGUGCUGAACUUGCUGAUGUAUAUGGUCUUUCUUUGAUAGAUACAGUAACAGUUGCAGAUACAGUCAAGCCGCCAAAGCUCAGCUACGCCCCUGAAAAAGAAGAAAAUGAAACCGACCUCGAAUAGGUGACGACGCCAGCAGCGGCAUUACCGACGAAGGGCUCUGUGACGGGCCGCCGACCACUGUGAUGAUCUGCAAUAUCCCGAGUUUAUUGACGCAAGAAAUGAUGCUGGACGUCAUCAACAGUUACGGCUACAAAGGAAAGUACUCAUCUACUUUUGCUGAUGUUUUAGUCGACAUCUCUGCGGAAGUGAAGGAAGUCAAGCUCUAGCUCAGAUGAUCAUUCACGACCACGAUUAGCCACUGGCAGGUCUUCUGAAGAUCAUCAAUGAAUAUGAAGAUACUACUCGAUCUACUUCGUUGCAAAAGAUCUACGAAAAAUGAAAAAUGUGCUUACUUGAGGUACGACUUCUUCUACCUGCCGAUCGAUUUUUCGACGAAGGCGAAUUGCGGGUUCGCGUUUGUGAAUUUCCUGAUGCACGACGACAUGCAGGGGUUCAUGAAGGUGUUCCAGAAUUUGGCCUUGCACGAAAAGUCGAAAAAACGAACCAAGUGCGUCCCGGCGGAUCUGCAGGGUUUUGAGAAGAAUGUCGAGUACCACCGCAAUUCGGCUUCGAAUCGGGACACCAUUCCUGCGGAAUACCGCCCGCUGAUUUGGGAUGCCGAUGGUACUUACAAUGGAGCCGUUUUUGUACUGGAAAUGCGGUUGGCGUUGGUGGUCCAUCAAUCGCAUACGGAUUCUUGGAUCGAUCAUAUUUGAUUGUAGUUCACUUGCAGGCACGACAUAGUGGCUUUCCGUUUUUCACGAAAUCUGAUUUGUUCUGAGUGUUAUGUCCGCAAAGAGGAUUAAGUUAGUGAACAAACUUCUUCUACUGUUUAUUCCUGCAGGUACCGCCUCGUGUCUGCCCCCGCCCUCUAAGAAACUGCGCCCGAUUUUUCUCAAAUCUUGGAAGAAAAAUGCAGCCACGCGACGCGGCCCGCCGGCGCGCAAUCUGGAAGGUUGAAGCCGGAGCGGGAGGAUUCGAUUUGACGCCGAGUGUUUGACGACUUGGUGAAUUUUAUGUUUGUUGAUAUCAAGAAAUUCGAUACGUAGAGUUGUAAAUAUGUUCUUCCUACAGUAUUAAAAAAAAAGUAGUACAACGAGAUAUCUGGUUUUGGACCCUGAAUUCGUUUCGGUCAGCUAUACAGUAUUGAUAACGUACAGCAUGCAGAACAUUUUAACAUAGAGUCUUCAACCAAUUACACUGAUUCAGAUGCCUUCCUCUUCUCAUAUUUGUUUAGUUAGCCCCAACGCCCUCGCCCAGAUUUGUUAUGCAAUUCCCCGCCCUGACAAGCGACUAUCCCAGCCUUGUAGCAAAAAAUACUUGUAUGAACGACCGUGUACGAACUUUUUCAUAAGGAGAAACGCGCAGUUACAGCACUCUACCUCAUUGUUGUCUCCUAAAACGCUAUUGUCGUACAAUCUUUCACCCAGAAUAUUACUGCUCCCCCACCCACGAGUCUCUCCCGAUUUGCCGCCCUCAAGACGUAAACGAAAAGUAGACGAAUAGCACAUACAUGGGUACACAUCUUCUCUGGCAGCGACCCUCUCCCUUUUUUUCGACGACGGUCGGGAACGAUGGAGGAACCGGGUGGAUGCUAAACGUCAACGAAAGAAUUGUAUUUGUUUUUACACAACGAACAACUUUUCACAACGAGCGAUGUACGUGUAUGACCACGACACGCGGAAGAAAAAUACCACUUCUAGUAGCAGUAGGUGCCAUUAAUAAAUGUGACUGCCGUGCCUUGCUUCUGGAAGUGGCCGGGAUUUUUUGACCUAUCAAACGAAGCGUGUACCUGCUAAAACAAAGCUAUUCCGUCACCACAGCUACAAAAGUUCUUUUACGUACUCUCGCCCGCCCAGCUAAACGGCAACGCUAGUAAAAAUGUUAGUUUUUUCAUGCUUUUAUCACAGAUAGAAUGCGCAAAUUUUUUAUAGUCUUUAUCACUUCUUGUGUUGAUAUUAUUCAAGUGCCGCAAACUCAGCCAGACUUAUAAAAUGAUACAGCUCCACCUCACGUCGCUGUGAAUGCGGAUUUUGCGACGACGCGACAGAGCGCUAUGCUAUAUAAUUUUCAUCGAUGAAGAACGAAAACUGGUAGUUAUAGCGCACACAAUUUUGGUUGGAACAAAAUAUUUUGACUCUAUAAAAAAACAAUCGAAAUGACCACAUCAGGAGAAAAAGGCAGCUCGUCUUCUUAACCGCGACCGUGUGCUAUGCAUAAAGCACAACAUAUCGUUCAUGGUUGGGAAUGGAGGAAAAAGACGGCGCUUUCUUCGAGUACCUCUCCUAAAAGUACUGCACUACUACGACAACAACUUUUGAAAGCGAUUAGUGCUGGAUGCCUGUGUGAAGACACAGCGCUACGCAAGGCUACCAGAUGAGAAAUUUCAUCAACAGCCGUCAAGAUUUUAUUUAAGCGCCCUUAUGUUUAAUGCAGAUUCACUAACAUAAUUUCAGCUGUAAUUCUAAAUAGUACAAUCCGGCAACCGCCCAGUAUGCCUAAGCGAGGCUCCACGUCUUAAAAAAUUUCUUCAUGGCUUUAUAUGAUUUUUCCGGCAACCGACACUGAGCGUGAUCCGUUUAGAAAUAUAUCCUUCCAUUCUGAGCAGGAGCUCGUCCUUGCUUUUCAAAAUUACCCGUACUCGGAGUUGUUUCAGCGAUCGAUUUUGAGGAGGGUAAAACACUACUGAUUUCAGAAAUUUAGGUCUCCUUCAUCUUUGACUCGUGAUGGGGGCGACCCAAUCAUGGCAAGAAGAAGGAGAGGACGACGACGACGAUUAAAGCUAAACCAAAACUUAUAUCCCUAGCGAGGUCUGGUGAUCGUUGACACGACCACUUUUACUACAAGCCUGCGGCGGUAUCUUUAGAGUUGAGAGAGCGUGAAGCCGACAAGCGCACUUUCACAUCGGGCGCAAGAACGAGCGACGGCUUUUCUACAUCCGUGCGUCUUUGUUGUAGUAUCUACAGGGGACGACGAUAUAUGUGGAACAGGCCCAGCAGCAGCGGCACCGAAGGAGGGGUGUUGGAAAAAGUAGACUAUGAUGUAGUUGAAACUCAAAGCGCUUCACGAGGACCAAUUAUUUAUUUGCUAGGUCCAGGAGAACACGAAAAGCCCCUCUCUACUGCGAAAGUAGAAUAACUCCUUGGCUCGAUGAAGUUGCUGCAGAUCUUUUAGAUGACCUCUAUUAGCCUGAUAUACGAUGAUGGAUUUUAGUCUUAGGGGCAGAUUUUCAUUUUGGAACAACAGGCAAGCGCUGCUGUUCAUGGCGGCUGCCUGUUAUUUUUUAAAUGUAUGAAAUGAAGUCAGGAAAGAGAAGAUCGCAAGAAGUUGCGGAGUGGUUCAUGCGCAUGCCCUUUCCCACGAGGAAGUCUUCGGGGCGGAGGAGGCAAAAAAUGCCGGGGAAUAGAAGAAGAGGAUCUAUACAAUGCAAAAGACAAGCCGGCUUUGUGCUGAUUUAGCAGUCGCUUUAUUUCAACACAACCGGGCAGUCAGAAACCAAGCAGACCAAUAAAACGCCGCUCCCCUCAUUGAUACUUACUCUGCAACUUCGAUAUUUUGCUCUCUAGAGUCUUCGCAUAAGACUAACGACGCACCUCAUGAUGAUGAAAUAGAAUCACGCGAAAAAUAAUGACCACGACAAACGAAAUUUAGUUUUUACGGCUUUGCAAAUUUAGAAAGGAA